AUGCUCCCGGAAUCUACUCAAACCCUGGAGAUGAUGAUGUUUUUGGUCACCCUCGCCGCUCUGGUGUGCACCACCGCUGCGCGACCUUCACUGAACUACCUGGAGAAUCAUUACACAGCCGAGAACGAGCCCGAGGAAGUCCGCUCAGCUGCCAUCAAGAGGCUUCUGGAAGUUUUUGGGAUGGAGGAUCCCCCUGCUAUCCAUGGACACAAACAACCACCUCAGUACAUGCUUGACCUGUACAACACGGUGGCUGAUGUGGACGGUGUGACCAAGGACCCCAACCUUCUUGAGGGGAAUACUGUGCGCAGCUUCUUUGACAAAUGUAAGACCUCAUUUCGCUGUUAUCACCUUUUCUUAUGUGGCCAGUGUCUUCAAGAAACAGCUGCAUGUGUUCAGGUUUCUGAUAGGUUUGUUUCUAUUGCAGUGCGCAGUGAGCAGGUGGAGUUCAGGUUCAAUUUGUCCACUGUUGCCAGAACUGAGAAGAUCCUCACAGCAGAGCUCCAUCUUUUCAAGCUGCGACCUCAGGCAACACUGACUUUCCAGAGGCAUCACUUCUGCCAGGUACAAACCCUCAUCCAAACUUGGAUAACUUGACUAUUGUUCAAUGUGAAUCUAGUGGACAUGACUGUAAUCCUCUUGUGUUUCUUUCAGGUUAGUGUCUAUCAGCUGCUUGACACCAGCAGGAGCAACAACACAAGAGGGAAGAAGUUGCUUUCUUCUCGGCUCAUCCCAGUCCACUCCACUGGUUGGGAAGUGUUCACCAUCACACAAGCAGUGAGUAUCCACUUUACUCUAAGGCCCUCUUGAACUGUUGUUGGGUAUUUUCUGAAUGUAAUUGAACUGGAUGAUCUUUUUUAAUGAAGGUCCGCUCCUGGACAAUGGAUGAAGGCAGCAACAUGGGUCUCCAUGUGGUGGUCCGGACUCUGGGAGGGAGCCAGGUGGACAUGAAACUGAUCCGCUUUGCUUCAGGGCGCAAUCACCACCAGAGCAAACAGCCGAUGUUAGUCCUCUUCACUGACGAUGGACGCCGUUCUACUUCUCUCGAGAGUCUCGGUAAAGGUUUUUUCUACUUUUGUGUCAUGAAAUUAAAACUGAGUAAUGGUUAAAGAAUAUGGUGUUCAGGUUUUAUGAGCAGGGGUGUCAGUAAGAAUAAUGGGGCCUGAGGGUAACCCUGUUCCCCACAACCCCCCACUCUGUUCUCUACUUUGAUUUUUAAUGUAUGAUAAGAAUUUAUGUUCAGCCACCAUAACUGAAAACUUGAAAAACUCGGAACCUGCCAGAAUAAUCUGUUAUGAUAAAAUUUCUAACAAAACGCUCUGUCUUUCUUUACCAGACCCAAACGACACUGCUCCUACUUCCACCCUGCCCCAGGCCCCCAUGUCAGGUCCUCCCUCCCGCAGCGCCCGCUCUUUGGACUACAGCGAAGAGGAAGGCGUGUCUUCACCCUGCCAGCGUUUGCCUCUCUACGUGGACUUUGAGGAGAUUGGCUGGUCUGGUUGGAUCGUAUCCCCCCGCGGUUACAAUGCCUACCACUGCAAAGGCUCCUGCCCCUUCCCUCUGGGUCAGAACAUGAGGCCAACCAACCACGCCACCGUCCAGUCCAUCAUCAACGCUCUGAAGCUGAUGAAAGGCAUCGACACGCCAUGCUGCGUGCCUGACAAGUUGUUCUCCAUCAACCUGCUCUACUUUGACGAUGACGAGAAUGUGGUGCUCAAACAGUAUAAUGAUAUGGUGGCUGGAAGCUGUGGCUGCCACUGA
Xyrichtys novacula (pearly razorfish) is the source of this 1761-nucleotide messenger RNA. Lineage: Eukaryota; Metazoa; Chordata; Actinopteri; Labriformes; Labridae. The record is from the annotation of a GenBank genome assembly.